This is a messenger RNA of Schistocerca cancellata (South American locust), 896 nucleotides long. RefSeq names its product small nuclear ribonucleoprotein-associated protein B (gene SmB). The record is from RefSeq and is a predicted model, not a curated record. The transcript has 5 exons. Gene Ontology annotation, biological process: mRNA splicing, via spliceosome. NCBI's taxonomy places the organism in Eukaryota, Metazoa, Arthropoda, Insecta, Orthoptera, Acrididae. The coding region runs from base 106 to 765 and encodes 219 amino acids. Gene Ontology annotation, molecular function: RNA binding. Gene Ontology annotation, cellular component: cytoplasm; U5 snRNP; U2 snRNP.
CUUUGCGGAGUCGUAUUUGGUUCACAGUUUGCAUUUGUAGUUGAUGGCGCCAUUUUGGCGGUGUGUUUGUUACUUGUUGUAAAGGAAUUGUGAAACUCUUCGAAGAUGACGAUCGGGAAAAAUAAUAAGAUGCUUCAGCAUAUCAACUACAGGGUCAGAAUUAUAUUGCAAGACUCCAGGACUUUUAUUGGAACGUUCAAAGCUUUUGACAAACAUAUGAACCUCAUACUUGGAGAUUGUGAAGAGUUUCGUAAGGUGAAACCAAAGAACACAAAGCAAGGUGAACGGGAAGAAAAACGUGUAUUAGGCUUUGUUCUAUUAAGAGGUGAGAAUAUAGUGUCGAUAACGGUGGAAGGGCCUCCUCCACCAGAGGAAGGACUGCCCAGGGUGCCUAUUCCAGGAGCUGCACCGGGUCCUGGAGUUGGUAGAGCAGCUGGUAGAGGUGUACCUGCCGGUGCCACAGGUGUUCCUGCAGGCUUACAAGGACCAGUACGGGGAGUGGGAGGCCCAUCUCAGCAGGUCAUGACUCCUGCUGGCAGAGGUGCUCCUGCUGUUUCUGCACCUCCUCAGAUGAGACCUCAGCAGCCUGGACCACCAAGAAUGCCUGUUGGUGGUCCACCACCUGGCAUGAUGGGACCACCACCAGGAAUGAUGGGAAUGCCUCCUGGAAUGGCGAUGGGAAGAGGUGGGCCAAUGGGCCCUCCAGGUAUGAGAGGACCACCUCCAGGAAUGAUGCGUGGAGGUCCUCCAAGGCCACCUUAUUGAGGACCAUUAUUUAAAGAGGAUUGAGACAAACUGUGAUUUGUGAGCGCAUUCACAUUUGUAACUUGAUACAUGCCAGUCUUUUAUUCUUCAUACUCGGUAACUUUUGCAAAUAAAGCAGUUUAAUAAGAUAA